Messenger RNA from Fonticula alba, 7737 nucleotides. RefSeq names its product TKL protein kinase. The transcript has 3 exons. Gene Ontology annotation, biological process: protein phosphorylation. The record is from RefSeq and is a predicted model, not a curated record. Lineage: Eukaryota; Rotosphaerida; Fonticulaceae. The coding region runs from base 1 to 7737 and encodes 2578 amino acids. Gene Ontology annotation, molecular function: ATP binding; protein kinase activity.
AUGUCCUCCACCGAGGUGGGCCUCUUUCAGGCGAACGAGGUGCACAGCCUCCCGGGGCCUCAGUUCCAGGAACUUUUGGCCUCGGCCGCGAGCUCUCCAAACCUGGUGGACAUUCUCAUCAGCACCCGUGGCAUCAGCUCCGGGGUCCCGCACCUGGUGUUCUACGUGGAGGUGGAUGCCACCCUGGGCUUGACUUCGCACCAGGUACCCCGGACGCUGGAUCCAUCCUGGCCGGCCCUCGGCACCCCCGGCCCGGGGCGGUCCUUCUUCCUCGCCUCCGAAACGACUCUCAGCCAUGUGACCCUGGACAGUGCGUCGCAGGUGCUCAUCCAGGACUUCCCCCUCAGUCGGGCGGCUUUCGACAUGGUGGCCACCCGGCUCCUGUCCCUGCCCGCGGCCUGCCCGGCUGGGGACCUGGUCUUCCUCUUUGACGAUGCCUCGGUCCGGGUGGAGGUCUGCUUUGACGCUGCCAAUGGCCCGGUGGAUACCAUCACCGGGCGACUUCCCCCCGAGGCGUCAGCCAAUGGCCGCUUCAUCAAUCCCGGGCUCAAGUCCAUGAGGCAGCUUCUCCCCUUUCUCUACUACCUGGAUGUUGAUGGCCCGGAAAGCUCCCUCUGGCGGGCCGAGGUCAGCCUCCCCGGGGGGCUUGUUUGGCGCCGGGUUAUUCCCCCCUCGCUGGCGGCCGGUCUACUUUCCAGCGCCUACUUGGCGCUCCUUGACACGACUCGCGGCCUGGAAUGGACCUUGAUCGUCAAUGGUGCAGCUCUUUGGGAUGAGGUGGCCUUCGGCUGCCAUACCGAUCCCACCAUUCAGUGCGACCAGCCCUCUCUCACCGACCGGACCACGUAUGGCUGGUUGUGCAAGUUCGGCCGCGAUACCAGCCCCUUCGUGGAGGAUGACCGUCUUUGUGCUGGCUGCGCGGCUGGCCGCUAUCUCGACCGCGACUCCUCCCCGAGCCCGGAGCUCACGACAUCCGGCAACCAGAUGGAAUCCUUCCCCGGCAUUGCUCAGGUCAUCACGGUAAGCGAUACCCACCUUGUGGCUGGCAGUGUGGCUGGCUCGGCCAUUCUCCUGCCCAGGGCCAUGCAGAACCCGGGCUCCCCGCGCGCUGGACUCCUGCUCUUCAGCAAGGCGGGCCCCGUUCACCUGGCCCCAGGUGCCUCGAACGGCCAGCCCAAAGACCUGCCAGCCACCCCGGCGGUCGACUUCCUCACAAGCCCUGGCAUCCAGAAGAUCACUUUCUACGCGGAAAUCGGCCCUGUCCUGUACAGCAAGCAUGCCAUCAUGGGCGUGGCCUUUUGCAGCGACCACAAUGGCGGGGGGUACUUCACCAUCCACUGCCCAGUCGCCAACAAUGGCAGCCCCUCGGACGCCUGCUUCAUCAACAAUGCGCGAGACAUCCCCUCACUGAUCGGCAAUUGCCGGGCCGCCCGGCGUAUGGGCCCUCGGCAUAUGGCAUUGGAGGCGGCCACCGGCAUGUCCUUCCUGCUUGAGCUCCUGGACGGUGGAGCUCUCAGUGUCCGUGAGGGACCAGCCGGCAGUCUGGCUCCGCUGCUCGCCGACAUGCACUUCUCUAUGGAGCCAUCGAUCGGCCCAUUCAGAUGGACCCUAUGGAUGGAUCGGGAUGGCAUGGGAACCUUCUUCCCGACCGACAUGCCGAUGAAUGAUCCCCGACAUGCGGCCCUCGAAAGCCAGGCCUGGCAGCCCAUUGGCAGCCCCGGCACAGUGGUUCUCCUCCGCACGGGCACCGCCCCCGAUGCCGGGUUCGAACUGGUGGUCACGGCCUUCCGCGGCCACAGCACCUGGGAGGCGGCCAUCCUGCCACGCGGGCUGAUCCCCGGGAACCGGAAUCGCCAGAUGCCGCUGGCGCCGCAGGUCCUCACCCGAUGGACCACCCUGCCGGACUUGGUCUCGCUGUCCAUCCGGGCCAUCGACCUCUUCACGCAUCCGAUGUACCCGUCCGCCUUGCUGCUGACGUCCAGCGACGUCUUUGCCGUGGCUCCCCUGCGGUGCCCCGGCGCCGGCGCCCCAUGCGCCUUUGUCCCGGCCAGCGUCUACAUCCAGCCCAACACCCUGCUUGCGCCGGGGUGGACCGGGGUCGUGGUGCGGCCCAGCCCGCCGACCGACGACGACCCGCCGAACCUCAUGCUGUCGUUGCUGAUUUCCUCGAACGUGGACAGCUCCAUCUCUCGGAUGGACUUCCUGUCGGAAUGCCCGCCCGGCACCUUUGGCCCGGGCUGCGACCCUUGUGACCCGGCUUGUCUCGAGUGCACGGGCCCCGGGCCGGCGGCCUGCACCUCCUGCCAGGCGGCCCUCGAUUUCGACCCCUUCAACUGCCUGGCCGAGUGCCCCCUCGGCUUGACCCUUGACUCGAGUCGCAUUUGCCGAUGCCACGAAACUUGCACCACAUGCUCCAUCGAGACGCCGGGCGGCGGAUACGAGUGCAUCCGCUGCAAUAAGGGAUACGCCCGCGCCUCGGAUCCCGCCACGCCGGAGCGGUGCUACCCCUGCUCGUCCCAGUGCUACGAGUGCCUGGUGGCGCAGGACCCGACGGCCUGCACCCGGUGUCUCCCGGGAUCCUUCCUCGAUGAGGGGGCCUGCAGGACCGACUGUCAGCCGGGCUACUGGGGUGACAUCCUUUCGAACGAGUGUGUCGCCUGCCCGGAUGGCUGCACCACCUGCAUCUCCGGCCGCAUUUGCUCCACCUGCCAAACUGGCUUCUUCCUGCCCUCGAGUUCGGACGUGUGCCAAGGGUGCUCGCCCUCGUGCGGCUCCUGCGCCGAGUCCACCAGCUGCAUGACCUGCGCUCCGGGGCUCGUCUUCCUGGAUCCCGACCCGUUGGCCGCUUCUCUUUGUGGGAGUGCCUGUCCGCCGGGCCUCUUCGCCGGGGCCACGCGGUGCACCGAGUGCGAUGAAAGCUGUGCUCUGUGUCAAGGGACCGAAGCGGCCUGCGAGCAGUGCAGCGAGGGCUUCCGCUGGGCGUCCGCCCCUCCGGGCCCUGGUGCCACGGCCCCAUGCCUUCCCUGUGAUGUGGGCUGUGCCUCUUGCACGAUGGACAUCUGUCUGACAUGCGUUCCUGGGCACUUCCUGACCAUCGACGAGCAGUGUGUUUCCGCCUGCCCGUCGGGCUUCUGGGCCGACACCUGGUCCGGCCGGUGCAUCCCCUGCCCGGCUGGCUGCGCGUCCUGCUCCUCGGCCAACAUGUGCUCCGCCUGCCAGCCGGGCCACUUCCUGCCCCCCGGCUCGGGCACAUGCCUGCCCUGCGACGGCUCGUGCGGCACCUGUGCCGAGGCCGGCACCUGCGCCACCUGCCGGCCGGGGCUGGUGUUCCUGCAGCCCGACCCGCAGGUGGCCUCCCUGUGCGCGAGCACCUGCCCCCCGGGCGAGUAUGUCGGGCCCAACCGAUGCACCGAGUGCCACAUCUCCUGCGCCCUGUGCGUCGGUGCAGCCGACCGGUGCCAGGUGUGCGGCCCGGGACACCGGUGGGCUGGGACCCCGCCGGCAGCCGGCGCCACGGGCCAGUGUGUCCCCUGUGAUCCGGGUUGCGCCUCGUGCACGGCCGACCGGUGCCUGGCCUGCGAGCCGGGGCUCUUCCUCGACUCACACGGUGACUGCGUGAGCACCUGCCCGGAUGGGACCUUCGCCGACGCCGAGUCGUGCCAGCCGUGCGACCUGAGUUGCGCCACCUGCGUCGGGGGCGCCGCCGACCAGUGCGCCAGCUGCGCGGCCGGGCUGGACUUCGUGCCGCCCAGCGCCUCGGCCGGCACAUGUGUGUCGGGCUGCCCGGAGGGCCAGUACCGGGACCGUGUCUCCGGCGACUGCUUGCCAUGCGACGCGGCGUGCGCCACGUGCAAUGGCCCGUCGGACAAGGACUGCUGGCGCUGCGCCAGCGGCGUGCUGCAGGACGGCGACUGCGUGCAGCACUGCGCCGCGAAGCAUGUGGCCCUGGCCGGGCGGUGCCUGCCCUGCCAUGCGUCGUGCGACCAGUGCGCCGGGACCCGGAGCACCGAGUGCCUGCCGGCCUGCCCGAGCGAGCUGCUGGCCCUGCCGGCCGGCGAGUCGCCCAUGCGCUGCGUGCCGGCCUGCCCGGCGGGCCACACCCGCACCGCGGCCGGGUGCGCCAAGUGCGGCGACCACUGCGCCAGCUGCCCGGCGAGCGCGGCCACCUGCGCCCUGUGCGAGCGCGGGUGGCUGCUGGACGUGCCGAGCUGCGUGGCCUCCUGCCCGGUCGGAUCCUCGCCCCAGGGCGGACUGUGCACCACCUGCCAUGGGACCUGCACCACCUGCUACGGUCCCGAGUCGGACCAAUGUCUGUCUUGCAGUGCGAGCUCCCCGCUGCUUGUGAACAACAGCUGCCAUGCCGUCUGCCCGGCGGGCAUGUACCGGAGCGAGCAAAUCUGCCUUCCAUGCAGCACCGCCUGCGCCGCCUGCUCGGGGCCCAGCUCCACCCAUUGCACCGCCUGCCACAUGGGCCGCGUUCUCCACGAUGGCACCUGCUUUGCGGCCUGUCCGGGCGGGUUCUUUGCCGACGAGGGCGCCUGCCGCCCCUGCCAGGCCACCUGCCUGACGUGCGACUCGCCGAGCAUGUGCACCUCCUGUGCCCCGGGCAAGCUCCUGGACCCGGCCGGGGCCUGUGUGGACGUCUGUCCCCCGGGGACCCACGUAUGCGUCGCCUCCGGCCGGUGCAUCGCCUGCCCGGACCACUGUGCGGCGUGCGACUCGCGCCGCGACUCGUGCGAGCCCGACUGCACGGCCUGCCGCGGGGGCUUUGUCCUGUCGGCCGGCCGGUGCAUGGGGUCCUGCCCGGCCGGGGAGUUCCUCCCCCCCGGGGACGCGCCGGCCUGCCUGGCCUGUCGCGCCCCCUGCCGCACGUGCGCCAGCGCCGAGGACACAUGCACCUCCUGCACCGAGGGGCUCCUGCAGCCGGAUGCCGGCCUAUGCGUAUCUUCCUGCCCCCCGGCCCAUGCGCCGUCCGGCGGCAUCUGCCUGGCCUGCCCGGACAAGUGCGAUGCCUGCCAGGCCGGCUCACAGCAACAACAACAGCAACCGGACUGUGCCCCGGGCCCGGGCGGGCUGCUGGUCUGCGCGCCGCUCGGGUCCUGCGCCCGCUGUGUGCCGGGGCUGCUGCUGCUGGACGGCCAGUCAUGCGUGCCGGCAUGCCCGGUUGGCACAUUCCCCGACGACCAGGCCCCGGUGCCGGUGUGUGCCCGCUGCGAUGCCAAGUGCAAGGCCUGCAGCGGGCCGGGCCCGGGAGAUUGCGAACGCGACGGCGACUGCGUGCAGCACUGCGCCGCGAAGCAUGUGGCCCUGGCCGGGCGGUGCCUGCCCUGCCAUGCGUCGUGCGACCAGUGCGCCGGGACCCGGAGCACCGAGUGCCUGCCGGCCUGCCCGAGCGAGCUGCUGGCCCUGCCGGCCGGCGAGUCGCCCAUGCGCUGCGUGCCGGCCUGCCCGGCGGGCCACACCCGCACCGCGGCCGGGUGCGCCAAGUGCGGCGACCACUGCGCCAGCUGCCCGGCGAGCGCGGCCACCUGCGCCCUGUGCGAGCGCGGGUGGCUGCUGGACGUGCCGAGCUGCGUGGCCUCCUGCCCGGUCGGAUCCUCGCCCCAGGGCGGACUGUGCACCACCUGCCAUGGGACCUGCACCACCUGCUACGGUCCCGAGUCGGACCAAUGUCUGUCUUGCAGUGCGAGCUCCCCGCUGCUUGUGAACAACAGCUGCCAUGCCGUCUGCCCGGCGGGCAUGUACCGGAGCGAGCAAAUCUGCCUUCCAUGCAGCACCGCCUGCGCCGCCUGCUCGGGGCCCAGCUCCACCCAUUGCACCGCCUGCCACAUGGGCCGCGUUCUCCACGAUGGCACCUGCUUUGCGGCCUGUCCGGGCGGGUUCUUUGCCGACGAGGGCGCCUGCCGCCCCUGCCAGGCCACCUGCCUGACGUGCGACUCGCCGAGCAUGUGCACCUCCUGUGCCCCGGGCAAGCUCCUGGACCCGGCCGGGGCCUGUGUGGACGUCUGUCCCCCGGGGACCCACGUAUGCGUCGCCUCCGGCCGGUGCAUCGCCUGCCCGGACCACUGUGCGGCGUGCGACUCGCGCCGCGACUCGUGCGAGCCCGACUGCACGGCCUGCCGCGGGGGCUUUGUCCUGUCGGCCGGCCGGUGCAUGGGGUCCUGCCCGGCCGGGGAGUUCCUCCCCCCCGGGGACGCGCCGGCCUGCCUGGCCUGUCGCGCCCCCUGCCGCACGUGCGCCAGCGCCGAGGACACAUGCACCUCCUGCACCGAGGGGCUCCUGCAGCCGGAUGCCGGCCUAUGCGUAUCUUCCUGCCCCCCGGCCCAUGCGCCGUCCGGCGGCAUCUGCCUGGCCUGCCCGGACAAGUGCGAUGCCUGCCAGGCCGGCUCACAGCAACAACAACAGCAACCGGACUGUGCCCCGGGCCCGGGCGGGCUGCUGGUCUGCGCGCCGCUCGGGUCCUGCGCCCGCUGUGUGCCGGGGCUGCUGCUGCUGGACGGCCAGUCAUGCGUGCCGGCAUGCCCGGUUGGCACAUUCCCCGACGACCAGGCCCCGGUGCCGGUGUGUGCCCGCUGCGAUGCCAAGUGCAAGGCCUGCAGCGGGCCGGGCCCGGGAGAUUGCGAACGCGUGCCCGGGUCGAGCUCAUCGCGCAUCGGCCUGGCCGUGGGCCUGUCGUUGGGCCUGCUGCUGCUGCUGAUCCUGCUGAUCCUCCUGGUGCUGUUCUGCGUUCGCCGGCGCGCCAAGGCCGGGCCCGCCGCCCUGAAGGAGCUGGACGCCGAGGACGCCACCAUGCUGAACACCAUCGUGGAGCUGGCCCUGCCGGGGACCAUCCUGGUGGACAUUGACUUGGACUUCCGGCCGUUGGACGAGCAGCUGGGCGCCGGGACCCAGGCGUCGGUGUAUGCGGCGCAGGCGAUCGGCGCUGGCAUCGCCGCGCGGCUGGGCACCCCGGAAGCCGUGGCCGUGAAGAAGAUGCGGACCGAGGCCAUGCAGCCGGUGCACUUCCUCAUGUUCCAGAACGAGGUGGCGCUGAUGUGGCUGCUGCGCGACGCGCCGAACAUCGUCCGGCUGUUCGGGUACAGCGAGCAGCCGCCGGCCAUCGUGAUGGAACGCUACCAGACAGAUCUGGACACGCUGCUGCACUCGGAGGUCCCCCUAUCAAGCCUGCAGCUGGCGGACAUCUGCCAGCAGUGGGCCACCGGGCUGGAGGCCAUGCACGCGCACGGGAUCGCCCACUGCGACCUGAAGCCGGGCAAUGUGUUUGUGAGCCAGCGCCCGGACGGGGGCUGGCGCGCGGCCCUCGGCGACCUGGGCACCUCGCGGAACCUGAGCACCGACCGGUCGUCGGCCCUCAUCAGCACCCUGCCCGAGCUGAAUGCCAUGACCGUGCGGUACGCCAGCCCGGAAGUGCUGACGGCCUUUGUGCGUGGGGUCCCUCUCGAUCGGUCGCUCCUCCUGCCGGCGGACAUCUUCAGCGCGGCGGUCAUGCUUUGGGAGUGCCUCGCCCGGUCGACCCCGUGGCGGGGCAUGGAGCUCUCUCAUGUUGUGGACGCCGUUCAAGCGGGCCGCCGGCUUCCCACCGACAGCCUGCCCACUGGCGGCUGCUUCGCCGGGUCGGUGGACCUGCUUGUCACCUCCUGGCAGGAAGAUGCCUCCCGGCGUCCCAAUGCCGGCACCUUCCGCCAGCGGUGCGCCAUGCUCUUUGUGGCAGCCGGUGGCCUCGACGCCACGGCUUAG